This is a messenger RNA of Calypte anna (Anna's hummingbird), 3730 nucleotides long. It is a transcript of the gene ACSS2, whose product is annotated as acyl-CoA synthetase short chain family member 2. The coding region runs from base 97 to 2187 and encodes 696 amino acids. The record is from RefSeq and is a predicted model, not a curated record. Lineage: Eukaryota; Metazoa; Chordata; Aves; Apodiformes; Trochilidae. Gene Ontology annotation, cellular component: cytoplasm. Gene Ontology annotation, molecular function: acetyl-CoA synthetase activity; AMP binding. The transcript is spliced from 19 exons.
CCUCUCCGCCGUGCCCGCCCCCGGCUCCGUGCCGCUCUGAAGCGGGCUGUGCGUCCGUCCGCCCGCCCGCUCGCCCAGAGCUGCCGGUCCCCCGCCAUGGUGCUGCCCGAGGAGCAGGCCGGGCUGUACCGCCCGCGGCCCGAGCUGCUCCCCGCAGCUCACGUCCCCUCGCUGCCCCACUACCAGCGCCUCUACCAGCGCUCCGUGGAGGAGCCGCACGAAUUUUGGGGUGACAUCGCUAAAGAGUUUUACUGGAAGAGUCAGCACACGGGACCCUUUCUGAAGUACAACUUUGAUGUGACGAAGGGGAAGAUCUUCAUUGAGUGGAUGAAAGGGGCGACCACCAACAUCUGCUACAACCUGCUGGACAGAAAUGUCAAUGAGAAGAAACUCGGGGACAAAGUUGCUUUUUACUGGGAAGGGAAUGAACCUGGGGAUUCUGCAAAAAUCACGUACAGCGAGUUGCUGCACAAAGUCUGUCAGUUUGCCAACAUCCUCCGCAGCCAAGGGGUGAAAAAAGGAGACCGAAUUUCCAUCUACAUGCCCAUGAUCCUGGAGCUGAUUGUAGCCAUGCUUGCUUGCACCAGGAUUGGAGCUCUGCACUCCACUGUGUUUGCAGGUUUCUCAGCAGACUCUCUUUGUGAGCGGAUUCUUGACUGUGGGUGUUCUCUCCUCAUCACUGCAGACGCCUUUUAUCGAGGGGACAAGCUGAUCAACUUGAAGCAAAUUGCAGAUGAAGCCCUGCAGAAAUGUAAAGACAAGGGCUUCCCUUUGAAGAAGUGUAUUGUGGUGAAGCACCUGGGCAAGGAUGAGAUAGCAGUGGAUGGGACAUGCACCAAGUCUCCCCCUCUCAAAAGGCUGUGCCAGAACAUACAGGAAAAAAAGACUGAGAGCUCACAGAGACUCCAUCCCAAGACCCCCUGGAACCCAUCCAUGGAUUUGUGGUGGCACGAGCUGAUGAGCAGUGCCAGCAUGGAGUGUGAGCCCGAGUGGUGCGAUGCAGAGGACGAGCUCUUCAUCCUUUACACAAGUGGCUCCACUGGGAAACCCAAGGGUGUGCUGCAUACAGUGGGUGGAUACAUGCUUUUUGUUGCCACCUCAUUUAAAUACGUGUUUGAUUACCAACCUGAGGAUGUCUACUGGUGCACAGCUGACGUUGGGUGGAUAACAGGCCAUUCCUACCUGGCUUAUGGACCCCUGGCAAACGGGGCAACCAGUGUGUUAUUUGAAGGUAUCCCCACCUACCCAGAUGUCAGUCGAAUGUGGAGCAUUGUUGACAAGUACAAGGUGACCAAGUUCUACACAGCACCCACAGCCAUCCGGCUGCUGAUGAAGUAUGGGGAUGAGCCUGUCAAAAAGCACAGCAGGAAAUCUCUGAAGGUGCUGGGGACCGUGGGUGAGCCCAUCAACCCUGAAGCCUGGCUGUGGUACUACCACGUGGUGGGAGAAGAGAGGUGCCCCAUUGUGGACACGUUCUGGCAGACAGAGACAGGUGGCCACAUGCUGACAUCCCUUCCUGCUGCCACCCCCAUGAAGCCAGGCUCUGCUACAUUUCCCUUCUUUGGUGUGGUUCCUGCCAUCUUGAACGAGUCGGGGGAAGAGCUGGAAGGAGAAGCAGAAGGCUACCUGGUGUUUAAGCAGCCCUGGCCAGGAAUAAUGCGUACGUUGUAUGGGAACCACCAGCACUUUGAAACCACCUACUUCAAGAAGUUCCCUGGGUACUACGUGACAGGCGACGGUUGCAGGAGAGAUAAAGAUGGUUAUUACUGGGUCACGGGGAGAAUUGAUGACAUGCUGAAUGUUUCUGGCCACUUGCUGAGCACUGCAGAGGUGGAGUCAGCUUUGUUGGAGCACACUGCCAUCUCGGAGGCUGCAGUGGUCAGCCACCCACACCCCCUGAAAGGUGAAUGCCUCUACUGCUUCGUGACCCUGAGAGAUGGCCACGAGUUCACCAAGAACCUGGCAGAUGAGCUGAAAAAACAAGUCAGAGACAAAAUUGGACCCAUAGCAACGCCUGAUUACAUCCAGUAUGCCCCUGGCCUGCCCAAAACCCGCUCAGGAAAGAUUACCAGGCGGAUAUUAAGGAAGAUUGCCAAGAAUGACCAAGAUGUGGGGGACAUCUCCACCUUGGCAAACCCAGGCAUCAUAAAACAUCUUUUCAGCAACAGAUGUGACACUAAACAGUAGCAGCAUGACCUGUCCCUGCUGAGCAGAACUGUAUCAGCAGCAGUGUCCUGAAGAGCAGGUCCCUUGUCUGCCCUGGGAAGUAGACCUUCCCCUGUUGAACUGAAUGUACAAAACGUUCCCAAGGAGGAGGAUGGCUCUGGAGAAGCCACCUCUCCCCAGCAUGCCGUGCCCCAGGAGUGUGUGAAUUGUGCUCCAGAUGGGUAUUGUACAGCUGAGGUUCAGCUCUGUACACAGGGAUGACUCCUCCCUUUUCAGCACCUCAUUCUUGAUUUUUAUUUUUAUGGAUUUGGGGUUUUUUGGGGUGGAAAGGUCUUGAUUAACUUUAUGUAAUUGAGGAGCUCUAGUAUGGUGGGAAGGAACUUUGGGGGUUGGAGGGGAAAUGGUGCUGGAGUUACUCAACAGGGGCAGGCAAAGGAGGUGUAUAUCUGCCCCUGCCCACAGGCCAGCUCAGCUUCCUUUACUCCUUGGAGUGCUGCAAGCUGCAGGAGAACUGAAAACCACUCUCACAUCUUCACCAUCACUGAGCUUUAGUCUUCCACCCAGUGCCCAAGCCUGUCACUAGCAGAGGUGUCCCUGAGCCUGAAGGGGAGCAGAGCAAAGCUCCCUGAAGCUUGAGGGUUCUUUGAACAGGGGGGUUAGAGCAGUUUGGUACCAAGUCCUGCUGCUUCCUAACUGCAUGCUGCCAGCUGGUGCAUUUUUCCCAAUCCAAGGUCCUUCACUGGCCAUGGACACAACAGGGAGCCAGGAGAAGUCUUGUUCUGAUGUGCUUCAUUGAGCACCCCAGCCACCUGGGUGCUGCAGAGAGUGAAGGCUGGAGAGGAGACACAGCCCUGCAGAGGAACCUUUCCCCUUGCAGGCAAACCAGGCACUGGGUUACAGCCCCCUCCAUGACCAUUGCUACAGGGCAGGGCUGCUUUAGUCUUUGAUGAUGUUUUCUCAUCAGGCAUUCAAAAAACAACCAGAGGAAGAUGUUUCAAGUUAGCUUCUGCUGCAAUCAGACACAGCUUUAUGAUGAGAGUUAAAACCCCAAAGCUCCUGAGCAGCACCAGGGCACUGCCAAAGCCAUUCCUCUUCCUGAAUCCCACUGCACUUCAGCCCUGGGCUGAGCUGGGAGUGUCACCUCCUUUGUAAAACCUGUGUGGAAACUGCAUGGGCACCCUUUGCUUCCUGCACUUAAACCAAAGGAGAAAGGGGCUUUAAAACUUGCUGCAAUAGCUUCUUUGGUUUGUUUUUUUGGCCAGUGCCAACUUACAGGCUUUACCUCCAACCUGAGCUGACUUUUGACUGGAAAGGAGGAGGCAGCUGCCCCCCCAGGCUGGUGCUGUGGGUGCUCUGCUGUCCCUUGUGAGCUGCUGCUGUCACCACAGGUGUCUGUGAGCUCUGACCUCCAUCUCUGCCUGUGUCCCCCACACCUCUGUACCACCCCCUUGACAAGGAUUCCCACCUCAUCUCUCCUCCUCUGUUACUCUUCAGCUGCCAUGUAAUAGCUGGAUAGAGGUAGAAUUUUAUGCAAAAAAACAAAAACAAAAAAAAACCCUAACAA